Henningerozyma blattae CBS 6284 is the source of this 606-nucleotide messenger RNA. RefSeq lists its product as uncharacterized. The coding region runs from base 1 to 606 and encodes 201 amino acids. The record is from RefSeq and is a predicted model, not a curated record. NCBI's taxonomy places the organism in Eukaryota, Fungi, Ascomycota, Saccharomycetes, Saccharomycetales, Saccharomycetaceae. The transcript has a single exon.
AUGAUAUCAUCAGUGGUACUCAAUCAAUUAAAUAAGAGAAGAAAAAGGAUUGAAAGAAUACGAAGUAAUAUAACAACAAAUGAGCUCGAGGAUAAAUCAGAGAAUCCUACUAAAAAAAUAAAAAUAUCAAAAGAUACAAAUAAUGAAGUAGCUCAAGAGAAAUAUAUAGAAUCAACUAUUAUACAAAAUCAACUAACUAGUGAAAAAGAUACUAACAAAGAUGGCGUUGAUAAAAAUAGUGAUGAAGAUAGUAAUGAAAAAGAUGAUAUCGAGGAUAUAAAGGAGAAUAUUGAAACUACUGAAGAUGAUAAAGAUGAUAAAUAUACAGCCGACUUUAAAUUAAAAUUAAAACCAAAAUUAGAUGAACUUCGAAAAAGAACAGAUAAAGCUUUAAAAGAUGCUUUGCGUCGUAGACUUCUUGAAGAGGCAAUUGAGCCCAUUGAUGAAAAAAGCAAUAAUAUUGGAUCUCAAGAUACUGAAUCGACAGAAAAUCUAAAUAAUAAUAGCAAUUUUCAAAACACUGUGGAGGAUUCCACUGAAGAAUCUGAAAAAGUUAGUAAUGGAAUAAGUGAUUCUGAAAUAGCUAAAGAGCAGCCUGUUGUUUAG